AUGUAUCAAACGCAAGAUGACUGCGAAGCAACUAAAGAAAACACUGCAUUGUUUUCAAUCAGAGUUGUUUGUAUAGACUAUUACAUAACUCAGUUCCCCGGAAUCGUGUUAGCAGAGAAGGGAAGAAAAGUACCAGUUAUUAGGAUAUUUGGACCUAAUGCAUUGGGGCAAAACUGCUGCCUUCAUCUUCACGGAAGUUUACCUUAUUUUUUUGCAACUCUCGAAGGGUUUGAAGAUGAUGAUUACCAUAUAUACAGAGAAUUAAAUAUUGUAUUCAGAAAAAGUUUGAUGGCCGCCCUUAGAAAGUUUAAUGGUAAAAAACUCGAGUUUUCGUCCAAUAAAGAGGCACUUGCCUCAAAGCCCGAUGAAUAUAUUUUUGAUACUAUCGUAGUUAGAGGAUUUCCCUUUUAUGGUUUCUCUGCGGAAGAAAGAUUAUUUAUAAAAAUAUUCCUUUAUGACCCAAGUUUGGUGUCUGUGGCCUCCAGAUUACUUCAAAAAGGGGCCGUUCUUAACAGGCGCUUUAUAACUUAUGAAAGUCACAUUUCUUAUAUCCUUCAGUUUAUGAUGGAUUACAACAUCAACGGAAUGGAUUUCAUCCAUCUGUCGGAUGUUAAAUUUCGCGCCGAGUCUAGCUUGUGCGGCACCUCUACUUCCCCUUUGGAUCCCGUUUGGAUGGAGUACUGCCGUGUAUAUGACCAACAGAAGCAUAUGGUUUUCAACGGGAGUGUUGAAUCGUUGAGCUCGCCGAGCAACUCUCAAAGGGAGACGGAAGUUUCCGGUGAACUUCAACGCCGCUGGAUCGUGAAGGAUCUUCCUUCCUUCCUUCUAAACUCUAAUAAACAAGAGCGUGAAAGUUUUUCGGAAUUAGAGCUCGAUGCAACUGUCGAUGCAAUUUUAAACGUGCAGUGGCUUAAGAAGGAUCGGUUUUGCCAUACUUUCGGGCGAAUCCGCAAUCUCUCUUCCUUGUGGGAAGAUGAAGAACGCAGAAGAAGUUUUUUGAAACUCGAUUUCUCGCCUUUGCGAUCUGCCCCUGAACUAAAUCUGCUCAGCAGUGACGAGUAUCCGUUUUUUGAACAGCCAAAGGCAAGUGACGGUUCAACGACAGAAGUUGGAACGUCCGGAACAGCAUCGCCACCGUCCACUUCCCUUCAAGUGUCGUCCAAGUGCGUUACAGAAGAAGCAGAAGUUCCGUUAUCACAAGACUUGCACAGCGUGCUGGAGAUAAUCAGAAGUAUUCACACCCAAAACGGACUCUCCGAAGGCGAAGAACUGGAGGAGAAGUUGGAAGCGUACCGUUUGUUUCAGCAGAACACGCAGAGUUCAAUCCCAGAAGAGGCCGUUGUGGUGGACGAGCGCGUGAUAGACGAUUUUGUUUCGACGGAGUAUAUGGAAAGGAAUGCUGCCGCGCCCGUUGAAAACGAUGAGGAGAGCGAUAGCAACGAGAAAGACAUACUUGCUACGAUUGGCCUUUUGUCGCCAAAUGACUGGGCAGACUGUUUCCAUGCGGGAGAAAACGCCCUGACACCGCAGCUCCCUGCCACCACAGAUGGGACCUCUCUGCUCUCGCAGCAUAUGCUUAGCAUGUGGUCCCCUGAGAGGAGACACUUCACUCUCUCUUCUCCUCCAGCACCCACCUCGCCUACAUUACAACAACAUCAUAAUAACAAUAAUAAUACUGUCACUAUGGCUCACGAUAAAAAUGUUGAAGGCUUCUCUACGUACUCUGUUCAGGGCUUGUACGUCUAUAAACCCGUCACGGAUCCUCCUUCGGUGGCGGACUUGGCGAUAAAAAAACCCGGUGCACACCAGAAAAACCUCGAGUUUAUAGCCGAAAAAGCGACCAAUGAGGAAAAGAAAGCGACGGGCGAGUUUGUUAUUCCGCCAAGCCUUGUCUCUCCCUUUUCCACUCUUGGGUUUCGCUUUUCGCGGGGGAGUCUGGCGGACAUACAGCGGUUACAUCAAUACCAGCAUAUAACCACGAUGUCCGUGGAGGUGCUUGCUGGUUCCGAAACUUCUUAUCCGAAUCCGGAAAAGGACGCCGUGUACGCUGUGGCAUACUGCAUCGAUAACGACUUACUUAAAGGAACUGACUUUGGCGUCCUACUUUGCUGCAGAUGCAAUUAUUGUUUGCGUUCGUGGGUUUCACGAGGGUUUGCUGUGGAGAUAUAUUCAGCGGAGGAGGAAGUGCUGACGCGCCUUGUUGCUUUAGUAAGGCGCAUUGAUCCCGAUAUUCUUGCCGGCUUCGACAUCCAGCGAGGCAGUUGGGGCUUUCUUGUAGCGCGAGCAUUGUGUUUCUUCAAUAUGAACCUGCAACAACUCCUUUCUCGCUGGACGACAUUUCUGGUUGCUGCAUCGCGCUCAUUACCAACUCGCAGUUUCGAUAUAUGUCAACUCCAGCCCGAAAGUGCCGGCAAGGAAACUAAUCUUUGGGCUUAUACUCACGAUUCCGAUCUCGUGGUUACAGGCCGCAUAUGCAUCAAUCUCUGGCGCCGGUGCAGAGCAGAAAUAUCGUUAAAUAACUACACGUUCGAGAAUGUUAUGUACCACGUGGCCCACCACAGAGUUCCCAAAUAUUCAGUACAAAUGCUGCACAGAUGGUUCAGCGGGACAGAAGUGGAGAGACUGCGAGCUGUGCAGUACUGCGUGGACCGCGCGAUGGGCGUGCUAAUUAUUUUGAGAGAACUUGAAUUUUUCGGAAAAAAAAGUGAACUCGCUCGAAUCUACGGAACUGACCUAUUCUCAGUGAUAACACGUGGAUCGCAAUUUAAAGUAGAAGCGAUGAUGCUGCGCGUGGCCAAAGCUUUCAAUUAUAUUGCCGUUUCGCCCUCAAAGGAAAGGGUGGCCGCCCAACGUGCCCCUGAAUGCAUCCCAUUGGUCCUGGAGCCCAAGAGCUGCUUCUAUACGUCUCCUGUCGUCGUACUAGACUUCCAGUCGCUCUAUCCGUCCAUCAUGAUCGCCUACAACUACUGCUACUCGACUUGUUUGGGUCGUAUGCAAAGCACAGACAGGAAGCAAUUGGGGACUGAACUCGUAGUUUAUCCGUCUUGGGUAGUAUCAAAGCUACAGUCCGAAGGUGGCUUGAGUGUUUCUCCCAACGGCGUCGUGUUUCUCAAGAAAAAAAUCAAAGUUGGUGUUCUUCCUCUUCUGCUGUCGGAGCUUCUCAGAACACGAAUUAUGAUUAAAGAUUCUAUGAAACUCUACCAAGCAACGCACAAGGAUAUAUUUAAAACUUUAGAUUCUCGGCAGUUCGGCCUCAAGAUGAUUUCCAACGUGACUUUUGGAUAUACGGCUGCCAGUUAUUCCGGGCGGAUGCCAUGCGUCGAUAUAGCCGACAGUAUCGUUCAGACGGCGCGAGAAACGCUGGAAAGGGCUAUCCGGGCCGUAAAUAGCAAUAAACUUUGGGAUGCGGAAGUCAUAUACGGCGAUACAGACAGUUUGUUUGUCCUUCUAAGACACCGAUCGAAGGAAGAGGCGUUCAAAAUUGGGAAGGAAAUAGCCAAUUACGUUACGCUGAGCAACCCUCGACCAGUCUGUCUGAAGUUGGAAAAAGUCUAUCUUCCCUGCAUUCUCCUGGCCAAAAAAAGAUACGUCGGGAACCAAUACGAGUCGCCGUCCCAGCAAGAGCCGCUCUUCGAUGCCAAAGGUAUUGAGACGGUGCGCCGGGAUGGCUGCCCUUAUGCCUCAAAGUUUCUUUUUGAGGGACAAAGUUUGGCGACCAUCAAGAAAUACGUGCAGAAGAAAAUGAGGCGGCUUGAGAAAGGACUGGUUUCUCCGCAAGACCUAAUUAUCUGCAAGGAAAAUAAAGUGAACUCCUACAAGCGCCCGCACCUCCAGCCCGUCGUCGUGGCGUGCGCACGUGGCAGAGAGGCGGACACAGCAAACAUUUGUCUCUAUGGCGAACGAGUUCCUUAUUUGGUGACUUAUGGCGCCCGAACGAACCGCCUCAUUGAUAAUGUCUGCAGCCUAUACGACUUCCUCUAUGACGAAACUGCUUUUCUUAAUACGAAGUAUUACAUCAAGAAACAGCUGAUACCGCCACUUAGCCGAGUCUUCGGGCUACUUGGAGAAGAUCCUGAAAAUUGGUACGCUGAACUAUCCGUUAGAAAGAAAGCGCCAUCGACAGAAAGCGCCUUUUCUAGAAGGUCCUUACCAGAAGUAAGCUCCCUACGAGCAAGGAGCCCUCCUCGGAAGAAGAGGGUUAUUGAGCAGUAUUACUCCUCAAAGAACUGCGCCGUUUGCCACUCCUUUUGCACAGAAGAGGAUGCCUCAUUAUGCCAGCCGUGCAGGGCAUCCCCACAAAAGUCCUAUUUUUGCCUGCUCUCUGCUCAGCGAAACGUGGAGUACACACGAAAACAUCUAUAUAUGAUUUGCUCGCGGUGUUUAGGUGAACCAAGCGAGCAGGCGAUCGAUCAGUGUAUUUCAUUGGAUUGCCCAAUUUUUUAUGAGCGAGUCAAGAUAAAUAAGAAAGUCCGACAGGAGCUGCCAAAUUACCGUCAUCUCCUUCAAAAGUUUUGA
Molecule: messenger RNA, 4515 nt
Organism: Zophobas morio
Lineage: Eukaryota; Metazoa; Arthropoda; Insecta; Coleoptera; Tenebrionidae
Product: DNA polymerase zeta catalytic subunit-like
Exons: 39
Coding region: 1-4515 (1504 amino acids)
Biological process (GO): error-prone translesion synthesis; double-strand break repair via homologous recombination
Cellular component (GO): nucleus; zeta DNA polymerase complex
Molecular function (GO): DNA-directed DNA polymerase activity; DNA binding; nucleotide binding
Source: RefSeq, a predicted model, not a curated record